GAAAGCAAAGAGCUCUCUCUCCCUACUUGCGUAGAUAUAUAAACUCAAAGAACCCGUCAAGCUUCGAUAGUCAUCAACACCAACAGCCACCAAGACAAGAAGCUCCAACAUCAAGCUUCCACCUCACCUAGCUCAUUCUCCCCGCCUGCCCUGAACCUGAAUCUUGACAGCACACCUUCCUCGGAGCAUACCAUCGACACCACUCCCACUCCCACUGCCACUGCCAACUACUCCCACUACCACCCUCACUCCCUCUCCCUCUCACACCAUGCCGUCUUUUCAAGACCUCCCCUUCGAGCUCGUCUCGGAGAUCCUCUCGAUUGCCGCAAAGCUAAAUGCCAACGAUCUUAAUGCUGUCACUUACACCUAUGGCCUCACUCAAGCCCCCCGCCCCAUGCAGAACAAGGCGUACAUCCAGAAAUAUCUUCGAGGCCGAGUACCGACCGACGUGCAGCGAUGGCACUCCGUGGACGCGAUCCGACAAGUGAGCGCACAGUGGCACGAGUGGGCGCUGUCCCACGCGCUGCGGGAGCUGUACAUCCGCCGAUGGCAGGGAGGAGAAACCUGGAUGCGCCGAGCAUUCGAGAACGCGCUUCCCGUCGAGAUCCUGCCCGUCGUCUACCAGAACCCCUACAAGUCGGUCAAGUCCACCGCCAAGCUGUUUGGUGACUACCCGCAGCUCGCUCGCCACGUCCGCAAGAUCUGGUUCAAUGGAAUCUAUCGCUUCGAUACCGUCGGCUAUGUCUUCCAGAUCCUCCAGAACUGCCGCAACGUGCGCACCGUGACAAUCCCCUGGACUGCGCUGCGAUAUGGCGACUCGGCGGAUUGGAAUAACGUUCUCUCGUUCCCCCGAUUGACCUCGCUCGAGUUCCUCGCUGUCGGUCUCAAGAAUGAGGUCUGUGAGUUCCCCGAGAGCCACCGCGACACCGAGGUGCUUGGCAAGACCCCCAGCCUCGACUUCAGCAAGCUUCGCCGACUGAAGAUCUUUGGCGACUCGAACCUGAAGCCCAUCAGCGACGAAGACCUGUUCUUCAUGGCGCGCACCGCCACCAACCUCGAGGAGAUCUUGAUCACGAACGUCACCAGCAUCACCGCCAAGGGUGUUUCCGCGCUCGUGUCCGCAUCCCGCGAGACCCUCAAGCUCCUGGAAUUCAUCCCGCUCGCCAAGGACGGCUUCGAGCCCGUCCAGACCCCGGAGGACAACCGCCACAUCUGCAACCUUCUCGCCUCGUGCCCGCGCCUCUCGGACCUGGCCAUCACCGUCCCGUCCGUCUGCCCCGAGCUCUUCUCCAACCCCGGCGUGGACUGGAAGGAGACCGUGCGGGUGCGCGUCGGCAGCCACGGCAUCCGCGGCGAGGGCGACAACCGCGCCGACAACAUCACUGCGCUCCUCGACUCGGCACGCACGCUCCUCGAGAAGAAGAACUCGGACAACCUAGAUAUCGAGAUCGCCGUCGGCCCGUACCUGUUCGAGGCCAAGUCACGCCUCGUGCACGGAAGCUACAUCGCACCCAAGCUCGCCUCCGACAACCAGUGGCGCCCCAUGGAGGUGCCCAGCGUCAAGGGCCCGUACGGAUACACCGGCCUAUACGGCGGUGGAAAGAAGGGAGAGUGGAGCGCCAUUGGCGAGGCGGACUUUGUGGAGGCUGUUCGCGCCGGUCUGGUGAACUUGGAUGUUUGAUUCGCAUAAUCCUCGUUGCAUUUCUGUGAAUUUCUGGGGCUGCUUUGGGAAAAUGGCGUUCUUUUGGGGGGGAGUUUUUUUCUUUCUCUUUCUCGUUUCUUUCAGCGAAAUGAACUCGAAGCCGGAGCGAUGAUUUUGUUUGAUCUUUUCUUUUCUCGCGGGCAUUGGAAAUGGGAAUCGGUAUCAAUUUGCUUUUCUUUCUUUCGGUUUUUCUAGCGUUAUAAUCCGUACCUAUGGAGGAGUUUCUUGUUCUUUCUCUUUCUUUGGUCACCCUAAGUACUUAGCUAUUACUCUAUAAUCAU
This is a messenger RNA of Tricharina praecox, 1983 nucleotides long. RefSeq lists its product as uncharacterized. The transcript has a single exon. Bases 269 to 1681 code for a protein of 470 amino acids. NCBI's taxonomy places the organism in Eukaryota, Fungi, Ascomycota, Pezizomycetes, Pezizales, Pyronemataceae. The record is from RefSeq and is a predicted model, not a curated record.